This is a messenger RNA of Spirometra erinaceieuropaei, 11554 nucleotides long. The record is from the annotation of a GenBank genome assembly. NCBI's taxonomy places the organism in Eukaryota, Metazoa, Platyhelminthes, Cestoda, Diphyllobothriidea, Diphyllobothriidae.
AUGGGUGUCGUCCUUCCCCCAUGGGAUGAGAUUGUAUCUGCGCAUUUGAGGUAACUAAACUCUAUACUCCUCUAUCUUUGCUAUCGCAGAUGUUUGUGGGCUCUUAGUAAGGGCGAUUUUGAGGAAGCAUGCGCUUGUCAAGUUAUUCUUGUAAAAUAUCCUUUCCGGCAUUAUUUGUCUAUGAAUUGCUUUGCUAACUAUCUUUACAAAUACUUAAUUUUCUCUCCGAGUUCUCUAAAUCCUCGGUUUUAUUAAUAAAACUGAGAAUCGAAAUUGCGGAUCUUGUAACCGCUUACUGAACUACGGCGGUAAUUUUUGAGAACGACUGCUACUGGAGAUAACUGCAUUUUAUUUGCUCUUGCAUUUGCCAUCUCCCUUACGCUGGUAAUUUAGGUGUUUCUGGCCACGAAUACCUUCACCUCUUCUCAUCUCAAACUGAUAUACAGGGCUGAAUUUGCUAUCCACCGAUAUGUCAACCAAAGAAUCAGAUCUAAAAUGCCCUCUUUAGACACAAAAUAAGGGUAGUUUUAGACAACGUUACUGCAGAGAACCCGUGAAGGGCUCCUUUCUACGUGUAUCCCUUUAUCAGCCAGUUUUAAGCCAGAGAACGCGGAAUGUAUACCACGAGCAAUGUAUUACAAGAACCCAUGUCCCUUCUAAGCUUUCGAGGAGAUUCGAUGUCAUCACGCAUCACUUCGAAAAUAGAAACUUUUAGUAGCGAGCCACAUGGACUCUUUGCAUUUCUGCAUUCUCUGUACGAAUGAUGGGGGCCAUCAUCUGAAACCGAGUGUAGCGCAUGGUAUCAGGGCUUGCCUACUUACUUAGUUUUAAAUAUAUCAUCUAACAUGGGUGCCGCGUAGACUCGUCCAGGGUCCGCUGCAUCGCGAUCUUUUGCAGCUUCUAUCUUCAGAUCGCCAGCUGAAUCGUCUGACAAUUUACUUUCUACCGCCAGCCUCGAAGUUCGUUGACGUCGGAUCCCCUACACGUCUGAUCGAACCACGUGUUAACGUUCAUAAGGUGUGGCGAUCGCCUAUCUGAAGCUUUAUCGGUUGUUCUACCUAAGAUGCGGCAUACACAGUAAUUGAUCAAACCGAUCAAAACUCAGAAAAUCCGCUCUCUUAUUGCUUUCGAAGGCUUUUUGCUGUGCAGCAGGUGUUCAUCCAAGAACAAUUCUGCAUACCACUAGACCUCACUCGAACUUCCAAAUACGUGCAUCAAUUCGUCAUGCAUUAUUCCUUAACAUUUUUAAACGGCUAUUGCAAAGAUAUUUUCCGAGGUAAAGGAGGAGAACUGGAUGCUUCCUGUCGUGUUGACGUCGGCUGUUGACCUUCGGACUUUUGCGACCGCGCUUGAUACAUCAACAACCGGCAAGGCAGAACCUAAGUCCACUUAUGGCGGACAUAUGGAACGCGUAGCUCAACUUAUCAUGAAAUUAUUCCAGAUUUGUGCCGCAGAUAGGUAAUAAUUUUAUAAGAUAACAUAUUUAUGUCUGCGUUCCUACCCUAAGUUAAGUAUCACUUGAUUUUCGUUCUAGGUUGUACUUAUUUUACCUUAGCUGAACGGUCGCGGGUUGGUUGUAAUUUGUUGUCGGAAUUAUUCUUUUCGCAUAGUUCUUCUUUUCAGUGCGACACACCCUUGUCAAGUUAAAAUCUAGAGUGUAAGAGUGAAUAGUUCUGGUGUUAUUUUGACUUAUGCCAAAGCAAUAAAAGAUCACACUUAUGAAAAUCGAUGAUUCCGUUCAUCGUGUGCACAGGCGCGAAAUGUUUCCACUCUAGUAUCCACACCCUUGAUACUUGACAAUUUCCUCAAAGCAUGUUUAAUAUUAUUACUUAUAAAGUAUAUUUUGUUAGUCCCCUUCUCAUACCCACUUUGUAUUUUAUUUUUAAAGCCGGACGGCUAUCGAAGACUCCAAAAAGAGGGGCAUGAUGGGUCUUGCAAACCAGCUUUUCAAGAUUUAUUUCCAGGUACUGUCGAUUUACUUACCCGACUCUCGUGCCGCCUCAACAGAUAAAUAAGCUGAACCUUUGUAAAUCAAUAAUCAGGGCUAUUGAGAACAUGAAUAUGGAUCAACAUUUCAGCCUCGCUCAGCGGGUUACUUUUAACUACUAUGUCGGAAGAAAGGCCAUGUUUGAUGGAGAAUUUCAAUUAGGUGAGUUUUUCUGCAUGUAUCAGCCCUGAUGGAAUCCAAAUUGCUUUUACCUAGCGCCCGUUAUUGCUUUUCUUAGUAGAUCAUACUGAUGAGGUUUUACCUGUUUCUACAAGACAAUCUUUGGUUCGAGGCAAUGUUUCAUCGCCAUAUCUUUUCUUAAUCCGUAUUUUGUUGAUUUCUUACAGCCAAUACAGCCCUCACCUUCGCCUUUGAACGAUGUAUAUCUUCUAGCAAACGAAACAAGCGAAUGGUUCUUAUUUAUCUUAUCCCCGUCCGAAUGCUUUUGGUACGUUGCGCUUCAGGGCUUUCUAAACACAAUUUAUGUCUCCACCCCCUUGUUUGGCGUAAGCGUUUCACCCGAAAUCAAUCAUUAGUUCUUUUUGUUGUUUGUGUUAUGGCAUCUGGUCAUCGCUCAUACUCCACUAUUCAAACUCGCAGACCGCCACAAUGAUCAGCUUUGUCUGAGUAAUUCCUACCUUUGAAUCGUAUGCAUACAGUGGAUGUGCUAACCCAUGAAAUUUUAACCGAAAGUCUGAAUGGCGUUUUCGACUCUAAAAGAUUACUCGGGCAGGGUUGUCACAUUAAUCACCGUGUUUUUGCACAUUUGCUCAAGCCUGAAGACGACUUGGGAAACCCGCGUCGAAAAUUUACUGAAGAAGGUUUUCUAUGAUAAUCCAGUUACUUCAGUAUGUCGCCUUUUGAACGAACUUCCUUCUAUCCCCUGGCAAAAACUUCACCCUGUAAAAGUGACUGCUUGAGUUGCAUGAAUUUUUCUCGUUGAUCUUCGACGUCAUUAUCAAUCAAAUGUAUCUCAUAGGAAGCAUGCAUAAAAUACACUUUCUUUUACUGAUUUGAUACGAAAUUACGUCUCUAUAUUUUGUACUUGAAGGAAGGGUGUAAAUACGGUUAAAAAACGUUUCCAAUUCCCGAAUAAUUUUGAAGCUGACCUGUCGUCACACUUGCAUUCAAGGUUUCUAAACUACAAGUUGUGUAUUUUCCGUGUACGGGAGACCGUACAUUCCUCUGAGCCAUAUUGUAAACUAUACAAGCAACAUUAGUAAAUGCAGAUACACGAUGUUUUAUGAGCGGACGUUUCGUGGUGUUAAAAAUCUCAUAAUAAGAAAUUUUAUAAAAUGCGACCUAUGCCCUUCCUUCAAAUAUAAAAUCUAAUGAAGACAUAAUUAUCUGCCAAAUCAGUGAAAAAAUGAAUAUUUUUUAUGCAUGUUUUCUAUGAGAUAUAUUUGAAUUUAUUAGGGCAUCAAAAAUCAAUAAAAAAAUUUGUGCCAUUUAAGUAGUCAUUUUUUUGCAGAAUGUGGUUUUUGCAGGCGGUCGGAAGGAAGUUCGUUCAAAAGCCGUCAUCAUGAAGUAACUGAUUUAAUGUGGGAUUAUUCUGCGCGGUGAUUGAUAUUACAACCCUACUUAAGUAAACUUUUUGAGUCGAAAACGCAUUAUAGAACUUCAAUUAGGAUUUCAUGAGUUAGCACAUCUACUGCGGGUCUAGAUUUCCCUGGGCUCUCCGUUUGCAGCUUGCGUCUCUUUCGAAACUCCUUCUUUGCGGCGGUUGUCAGCCAUUUUGGUCUGCUUCUGGUCGAAAAUAUUUCUUUAGGUGGCAGUGCCAUUCCGUGGAGUUAAUCCUUGAGUUGUCGACCAUUCGUUGACAUCUCGUAAAACAUCCACCCACAGUGUGUGUCUGAUCCCCCCCAGAUAUGUUUUGACGACUUUGAGCCUCGUUUUGGUGCGACUGCAAGUGUUUAUUUCUCCGUUUCUCCUGUUGACGUUUUACUUCAAACUCUGCUCUAGGGCAUCUUUCCCCAACAGAAGCUUCUCGAGAAAUAUAAUCUGAGGGAGUUUGAGGGGAUCGCGGAGGCUGCAAAGUACGUUCCCAUCCCUAACGUUCCAACAUCCCACGCUUUUCCAGAUCAGGCAACAUAAGAAGGCUCAAUGCGGACCUCAGUCGUUACGAGGACUUCUUCAUAUCCUGUGGCGUCUUCCUUAUUUUGGAGAAAUUGAAGGUGAUAGCCUACCGGAACCUCUUCAAGCGGAUGUAGGUGCUUACGGGGUUUUUGGAUGUCUAACCCUUUCUCUUCCAGUGCCAAUAUCCUGAAAACUCACUUGCUACCAAUUGCCGCAUUUACGGAUGCACUUAAAUUUAUGGGGGUGAGUAACUUUGGCCAGUGCAACCUCAUUUCUUGAUUGUGUGACCUGUGUGGGUGCUCUUCAAAGAUAGCUGUCUGGAUGUUUUUUCUCUCUAACAGAUGGUUCUGGUCAUGGCGGCAGCUGAGACAGUCCAGAGAGACUGAAGCAACCAUUUUUCAUUUUUUCCUCACUGUCAGCCAGCCUGAGACGACCCCGAGCCCUGAACGCAGGUUCAGCUGGUCAUUGAGCGGCGAAUCACCUUGCUACUCAGACCAUGGCCGGCUGUUCAGUCGGCUGUUUACUGCAGUUUCGACAAUGCCUUUGUCGGCAAUACGACUUCCCACCAGAUUUCUAGCUCCGAGCCCCAGGUCUGAGAGAGUCAGACUACAAUAAUUGCCGAUAGAAGCGCAGAUGUCGCGUGUGGCCCGUGCUGACAGACUGUUUAGCCUUGUCAGGCAACGCCCCCUGCUCACCGGUCGCCUUGAUGUUGCCUUGCCAUCGGCGUCACGUGAGUGAGUGGGGAGACAGUGCGGUAGGUGCCACGCAAGUCUGCCCCAUCACGCAAGCCCACUCCGUUGCGGUGGACGUCGUCACCAACCGCAUUUGAACCGUUAGGGCGUUGCCUCGCAAUGAACUCCACUCCAAUUUGAUCGCGUAUUCCCGACGGGCCUUGAGCCCGUUGCUGAGGCACUAGAGCUUUCGGGCCAAUGAUCACCUGUUCAAACUGCAGAAUUUUGCCGUUUUUAUACUAACCUCAUGCGUCGCUUAUCCCGUUGGCUGUGUAGUGACUGCACCGGAGAACCGUGGGGUAAAGCUCUGCACACUUACAAUAGAUGGGCCAACUCAUGAAAUUUCGGCCGAAAUUUCGAAAUGCGUUCUUAUUUUGAAAAGAUUAAUUAAGUAGGGUUAAAAAACUAAUCAUCGUGCAGCAUAAUUCUAUAAUUAUCUAGUUACCUCAGGGUGUCGACUUUUGAAUGAACUUAUUUCCAACUGUAUGCAUGAACAAUACUCUGCAAAAAAUGACUACUUAAGUAACAUACAAUUUUCUCAUUGAUUUUCGAUGCACUUGAAAAUUUAAUUAUAUUUCGGGAAAACAUGCAUAAAAUAUUCAUUAUUUUAUUUAAUCGGUAGAAAAUCACGUCUUCUUUCAAUUUUAUACUCGAAAGAAGAGUAUAAUUCAGUUUCAAAAAAGUUCCUAAUUCUGAAAUUUUUUAAUACCGUGAAGUGACCGUUCAUAAAACGUCAUGUAUCUGCAUUUACGAGUGUGGCUUGUAAAGUUAACAUUGCUCAAAUCCACUCCUCACUUUUAUAAAUCCCUUAUGGUCUCCUCUUAAUACCGUAGAGAAACGCAUGGACUGGGAAAUAUAUGGCUUGUAGUUUUGAAACCCUGAAAGCAAGUGUAACACCAGAUCGCGUUCAAAAUUAUUCGGGAAUUAGAAAAGUUUCUUAAAACCGAAUUAUACUCUUCUUUCGAGUAUAAAAUCGAAAGAAGACGUGAUUUUCUACCGAAUAAGUAAAAUAAUGAAUAUUUUAAUGCAUGUUUUCCAUGAACUAUAAUUGAAUUUUCAAGGGCAUCGAAAAUCGAUGAGAAAAUUGCGUGCUACUUAAUCCGUCAUUUUUUGCAGAGUAUAGUUCUUGCAUGCCGUCGGAAAUAAGUUCGUUCGAAAGCCUACACCCUGAGGUAACUGGAUGAUUAUAGAAUUAUGCUGCAUGAUGAUUAGUUUUAGAACCGUACGUAAUUAAUCUUUUCGAAACGAGAACGCAUUUCGAAAUUUCGGUUGACAUUUCAUGAGUUAGCCCACCUACUGUACUUGCCCUUAAUCAGAAUGAAGUGGCAGGAGAUUAUUUAUUUGCGUGUCUGCCCUUUUAUCAGUUACUCACGCCCCUUUUGCCGUUUUACUGCGCUUCAGAUGGAGGACGUCGAUUCUGACGAGACGAGCUGUAUCCUCGCUAACCUGAUAUACGACGUAAGUCGCAUUUCCAGUUUAUAUUUACGGAGUGACCCUCUGGUACAGCACAUAAUUCCGGAUUUUUCCCUCCAUCGCGCGUGCACUGUCAAUCAAUGCAUGUGCGUGUGUUGCCCAUGCUCCUACAACGCGCGUUUAGCAGGGCUGCGCACCCGUUACAGAUGCCACACAUGAGGACUGUCCUGGCACGCCUAGGCGCGGGCUCGCGCCACGCCGUCCAUAUGCGCCCAAUCCCUGCAUUAGACGACUGACUGGCUGGAACAGCUGACUGGUGCGUGGGAGAGGCAGGAGAGAGUGAAAUCGACUCUGGGGACUCCGUCUCUAUUGCAACCAGCGCGCAUUCUUCGCCAUAGCCAAUCUGAUGCGGUGUUAAGCUGUCACUAUGCGCUAAGAGCCGCGGUUUGAACGGCUACCAACUGACGGGCUACAAUGGCUCCUUCUUAAUAUGACCUCUAUGACACACCGACUUAAGUGGGCUCUGAUCAGCCGCUUUGCUUCUGUAAAAACCUUGGCCAUCGUAAACGUACCGGGCGUGUGAUUGGCACGCACAGACGGGCUGUUUGACUUAGCUAGGAUCGCAGUUCGUAGCCAGACAUACGUUGAUAAUGUCGACGUACUUACUUGUAAUCAGUAGGUGUGUUUAUCUUGUCUAGGGAAGUUGUUAUCAGUAGGUAUGCUUCCACUCAGUUAGGCAGGUCGUCCGCUUCGGUCAGGCUGUUGGGUUUAGUGAGGGUUAGGGUUAGGCGUAGGUUAAGUUUUAGGAUUAGAGUUUGAGUUUUGGGGUUAGGUGUUAAUGUUAGGGUGAGGGUUUAGGCUAAUAAUUAGGGUUUGGCCUUAGGGUUGGGGUUUGGCCAUAGGGUUAGGGUUAGAACAUUUGGCUUAGGUUUUAGGUUAGGAUUAGGCUUCUUGUUUAGGAUUACGACUUCCGGGUUAGGGUUAGGACUUCAGGGUUAGGUUUCCGGGUUAUGGUUAGGGUUUACUAUUAGGUGCUCAACGCAUACGAUUAGGGCGCUCAGCCACUGCGCCCCGCUCUGCCUCUGAUUUUUUGAUUCGGACUCGGAUGGGUGAGGGAAGGGAGAGUACGGUAGAUACUUCGCAAGUCUGUCACCACUGGUAGUGAGCGCUCACCGAUCGUUCCUAUGGAACUCACUCGUCCCGUUGUGCCUUACGGGCUGUCUAUCGAGCCCAACAAUCAGCCGCACAGCGGCGCAUGAUAUAGGCAGUAUUUUAUUACCGACAUACGGACCCGUGGCCCUGUGGUUAGAGGCGUUGAACUUUUAACUAACAGGUCGCACGUUCGAGCCCCAGGUGUUCCACACUUCGGGGGUGGGUAUGACUGGUUGACGACGGCCCAUAAGCCAGAAAUGGCCAUUCCAGUCUCCCUUGUCUUUGUCGGUAAUAACUAUUAAGUGGUUUACGCUCAAGUCACCGUCCCUGCGUCCAACAUGCUGUGAAACUCAGGCUGGACAUCAUCGUUCGCGAUGGUCGAGCAGUCGUGUUUGGCCCAUACGUCCCCACGACGCAUAGCACUGUAACGCAGACCUAAGCAGGAGUUUGCCUUUUACAGCGUUUUCGCUAAGACGACUUAUAAAACAGACUUAAAGUUUGAAGGAGAGUAGACAAAGGCCAGGGAGACUGGAAUAGCCGUCAAUGGCCUUUUGGGUGUCGUGGGCCAACCGUGCCCCAUGUCGCAGACCUGGGCAAGCUGGGCUCAAACCCUAACUUUGUCCAUUGAGCUGACAGUUUGUGAGAGCGCAACCUCAUCGGAUCAAAAGUGAAACUAGGCAAAAUUCGGUAGUAUCUUUGAACGGCCGGACCCCACCGCGGUGAUUUUUCUCCCCUCCGCCACACGCCGUCUUAUGCCGCAUCAGUGUGUUUUCCGGCAUGUUGUGGAUCUGUUAUGGCUCGGCUACGAACUCAGUAAUGGCUCGAACCGACUGCACAUUCGAUUGUUGUCCCAGCCACCAACGCGGCAACCAAAACAGAACACGACUGACCGUGAGAAAAAUCCAUUCGCCUGCAAGUCGUCCUUCUUAGAAAAGUAGCGCGCAUUUAUAACAGCCUACUGUGGUUGGCCAGCAUUCUGCCCAAUGCGAUUCAUGAAGAGAAUUCCCGGCACACGCUGAGUAACUUCUCGCAGACACGGACCAAUCAGGUUCAACGGUUGCAGCCCAAUGGCGAGACUCUGUCAACAUCCUAAUAGCAUGCUGGGGAAUGCGCACGUGUGAUUUCCAGUGAGAAUGACUGGCUCAUGCUUUUGAGUAUGUAGGCAGGGGUGUUGAAUUAAUUGACGUCUGCACAUAUUCACCACUGUUGUUCCGACGUUUUUAUUGACGACGUAGUCGAUUCGGGCAACAAACGAGAUCACUUAAGAAGAAACGUGACCAACUCCGACCGCCAUGAUUUUUCUAGUCGUUUCUCUUCGAAAAUAGACUCUUGAAGCAUCUGUUAACCACUCUUUUUACCGUAUGAUCUGACAGUGCAUUCUUCUUUGUUAAAGUAUGUGGGCUAAUUUACUGAUUAUCGAAAGUCACUUUCGAAACUGCGUAGGAGUGGCCUUCGCCCAUCGCGUCUGGAUUCAAGACAUGGUGGUGGCAUUCCAUCUUCCUACGACCCUCAAAGGCGGUUUUGCGACAACGAGCAGUUAUUUAUACAGUGAUUUAUCGACAACAAAGAGGAGGUCUGAAAGGGCCGUUUCUGAUUUAUUAGCGGUCGUCAGCGCGCCCUCUAUCCUGAAAUCGAACCAGGUUUAGGAGUCUUGUUUGUGUCUUUGGAUACUUAGGAUCGCGACCCACUCAAGUAUUAUAGUAUUACAUUCCAUAACCAACAAAACUCAGGUUCGAAUCCAAGGUCUUUCUAUGCAGGGUUUAGGUUCAGACUUUGAUAGAUGUUUUUUGUUUGUCUUGAUUUUAAGGCGUUUUCUGAAUAUUUUUUACCUUAUGAGGCGGAAAGCUGUUUUGGUGGCCGACUAUUAUGUGAUUUUCAAAGUGCAGAAACGACGUGGCGUCUGAGUUUGACGAAGAACUAACGAAAUAAUUUAAGGAUGCUGGCUUCAUAACCUUCCAACUAAGGGUUUCUUGAUUAUUCUGUAUCAUAAAUUUUCCAGUUCCGGAAGUCAUUCGCCUCCCGUAAACUCCCCUUCCCCCAAUCAAGAGCCUUUCUUCUCACUUCAACCGGGCACGACUCCUAAUCGUUGGAAAUGAUCGCUUUCAGGGCUUUAUUUUUGUCAGUGUAUAUGAAACAUCGCCGUGGUCGGUCACUUGCGAAUUCAUUGCACAGGAUUGACGAACCAGUACCUGGAGCACUCACAUACGCCAGACGCAUUCGCCUUAACUACCCUCAUCGCACUCGCACGUUUGUCCACCGAAUGGGCUUGUUGGACCACAUGCUCUUUCACGAAAACCUGCGGUAGACAACCGUCGGCUAAAUUACAUCACAUAUUCCUCCAUCUACAUCACUCAACAUCAUCAUCCACCGCAAGCAUCCCAUUGUCACUUCCCGCGCAAGUGGAAGUGUGCGCCUCGUCGCCAUCUCUAUGCAACUCCUACUCCGUGUGGGAUUCGAGUCUGAGGCUAUCACGGCGCGUAAGGCGCCAUGGCUUGGAAGGCUGCACAAUGACGCCCAAACUCUGUCCACACAGUCUGCCCAGUUGCCUGUAUGUGUAGAGUGGCGGACUGAUGAGCUGAGAGCCAGGUUAAAGCGCCAUGUGAGAUGUACGCCGCUCAACCCGCGUUGUGUGAAAUCCUGGUGCUUGUGUUUGGGGGGUCAGGUCGUGUAUGUGGCGCUCGCAGUCACCGCGCCCAUCCCUCGCAUCAGUCAACUGACCGGCUCGGACAGUGACUGGGGCCCCGGGAAUGGGAAGGGAGAGUGAGGUCGACGGCUCAGCGCAUUUUCCGCACUAUAAACAAUCUGACGCGCUCUAAGUUAUCACGCUGCGCCAAUAGCCGUGGCUUGGAGGGUCGCCAACUGACGGGAUUACUUAGACCUCGGAGUCGGCAUUUGUGUGUUUGCGUGGAGCGGCCGGCUGGUGGUCUAAGAGCCAGGCUACAAUGGCUCCUUAAUGUGGCCUUUAUGACACUCCCACUUCGUGGGAUUCGAACCGGGUGUGGCGGCACGCCUAGGAGCGUCCUUGGCCGCGUCAGCCUCCAUUAUUUUGCUGUUGGUUAGAAUCCUGGUCAGUUAGUGUGUGGACCAGAAGUGUGGAGUGGAACGCCAGGUUGCGGGCUUGACAGCGCCGUCCACUUGCGCACUUCCCGACCUCCGGUCUUCUUGACUCUGUCUUGAAACCAGAUCCAGGUGGGGGAGGAGGAGAGAGAGCCUUAUAUGUUGCGCAUGUCUGCAUUCAUUUCAAAAUUUAUCACGCGCAAGUCACCGUGACUGCUUGACCUUGUUGGCUGACAUGUACACUCUUUGCUUAAUGAGGCCACCUCGUCUUUUUAGUAAACGCGGUCUCCUAGACCGUGAACAUGAUCAUUCUUGAAACACACAAUAUUUUCACUACUAGAGGUAAAAGGCGGGCUUAAGAGAAACGCAAGACAAGGAUAGGCCAGUCUACAGGAUCGUUGUUUUCUUCGCCUGAGCUUGCGGGCCAAAUCAGUAUCUUAUCAUCCGAGAAGCAGGAAGACAAGGAAUGAGGGUCAAGUGCUUGUGUUCCUGCUCUAAAACGGCCAGAAAGCUGUUUUCGGGUCUGAGGAUGACCACAAUUUUGGGACUCGGCAAGUCGACCUGCCUCCUGCUUACCACCCACGAUGGUUUUUCAGGCUGAUUUUUGCCUCCGACACGCCGGGCGGCACUAUGAAUGCUGUUGUUGACACAAGUCCGAAAGUUUGUGCAGGGAUGUUCUGAGUGGUCAAGAAAUGCCACCGACAAAAAAAGAAGGUAGGCCACACGAAAUACUUCGCGAUUAUCUAUUACUCGUUGUUAUGCCACCAGCCACGAGUGCCUUCGGUUGGUGGUGUAAAGCAAAGCGGACUCAUUUCUUCCUAAAAUCGGGAUACAUCGAUUAAUUUCACCCCAGUCUGGUAUCCUACUUUCACACCGAUCUUCAUUAACGAGUCCCUUUCAGACGUUUACGCUACUCGACUUGCCUACUAGCUACUUUCCAGUAGCAGUUUUACAUUGGCCUGUUUUUUGCGAACGAUUACCCAUUGACCAGCUGUUUGUUCGUGCCUUUUCAGGGGAAAAUCAAGGGCUAUUUGGCCCACCAACAGCAGAAGUUAGUGGUGAGCAAAGUGCAAGCUUUCCCUCCCCUGUAAAUAUCCCCGUUCCAUCACCACCCGCCUAUCGGUCUGUACAGCUCUGA